CUGGUUGGCCGCGAGCCGAGCCGUCGGGUCCGAGUCCGACCGGUGCGUGCGUCUCUACUCUGUAACGAAACUACGAAAGAAAGAAGCGCUUCUCCUCCGGUGCGGUGCUCUCCUCCCUCCGCCACCCCUCCUCUGCACGCCAACCCAAGCCGCGACAUGAUGGUGGCGCUUUUAAAUUACCUGUGCUAGUUUUUUUUUGCGACAUUUCCAAAAUGGUGAAGCUGACAAUGAUAGCGCGUGUCACUGAUGGCCUUCCACUGUCGGAGGGGUUAGAUGAUGGUCGGGAUCUGAAGGAUGCUGACUUCUACAAGCAGCAAGCAAAACUGUUGUUCAAGAACUUGUCAAAAGGGCAGCAUGAAGCAUCAAGGAUGUCAAUCGAGACUGGACCAUACCUUUUCCACUACAUAAUUGAGGGCCGUGUGUGCUAUUUGACAAUGUGUGACCGUUCUUAUCCAAAGAAACUUGCAUUCCAGUAUCUCGAAGAUCUCAAAAAUGAAUUCGAGAGGGUCAAUGGCAGCCAAAUCGAAACUGCUGCAAGGCCGUAUGCAUUUAUUAAAUUUGACACAUUCAUACAGAAGACCAAGAAACUGUAUUUGGAUACCAGAACCCAAAGGAACCUUGCCAAGUUGAAUGAUGAGCUCUACGAGGUGCACCAGAUUAUGACUCGCAAUGUUCAAGAAGUUCUUGGUGUCGGUGAAAAGCUAGAUCAGGUGAGCGAAAUGUCCAAUAGGUUGACCUCUGAUACUAGAAUUUAUGCAGAGAAGGCGAAAGAUCUCAAUCGCCAGGCCUUAAUUCGAAAGUAUGCCCCUGUUGCUAUUGUGAUUGGGAUAGUACUGAUGCUCUUUUGGGUCAAGAACAAGAUAUGGUGACUGAGUGAAUCUCGGAAUUCUUCUGUUACAAUGCUGGAACUUCCUGAGUUCACUCUGUGCACCGUAUGUCUAUUCUGCCCCAAUCAGAUGCUUUGAUGGCUUAUCCCGCAUCUGCUGAUUCAAGCGAGUACUUUAGCUGCCUAUUCCUCCCAACAAGGGUACCAAAAGUAAACCCAUUGUAGUAUACACACUAGUUAUGGACCUGAUCCUGAUGGAUGAAGUCCUUGAAUUCUUGGAACGGCAAGUACCUACUAAUACCUGUGUAGAGUUGGUCAUUGGAUCUCCAAAGUAGUUUUUUUUUCCGAGCCCGCCAUGGAAAGGUUAAGGUUUCAGGCUGCUGAUAGACAAGUAUUUGUCUGUAUGCAAAACUGUAUGCCAUGUUUUGCAACGUUUCGGACGCAAUGAAAUAUGUUCAACAUGCUGCUGGAGAUAGGUCAUGUCCAUUUACUUAUCCGCAGUUUGUUUCUAUGAACA
Messenger RNA from Phragmites australis (common reed), 1343 nucleotides. Its product is annotated as 25.3 kDa vesicle transport protein SEC22-1. Gene Ontology annotation, cellular component: endoplasmic reticulum-Golgi intermediate compartment; ER to Golgi transport vesicle membrane; SNARE complex. The transcript has 6 exons. NCBI's taxonomy places the organism in Eukaryota, Viridiplantae, Streptophyta, Magnoliopsida, Poales, Poaceae. Gene Ontology annotation, molecular function: SNAP receptor activity. Bases 213 to 869 code for a protein of 218 amino acids. Gene Ontology annotation, biological process: vesicle fusion with Golgi apparatus; retrograde vesicle-mediated transport, Golgi to endoplasmic reticulum; endoplasmic reticulum to Golgi vesicle-mediated transport. The record is from RefSeq and is a predicted model, not a curated record.